Messenger RNA from Syngnathoides biaculeatus (alligator pipefish), 3946 nucleotides. It is a transcript of the gene usp42, whose product is annotated as ubiquitin specific peptidase 42. The record is from RefSeq and is a predicted model, not a curated record. The transcript is spliced from 19 exons. Gene Ontology annotation, molecular function: cysteine-type deubiquitinase activity; cysteine-type endopeptidase activity. Bases 375 to 3770 code for a protein of 1131 amino acids. Gene Ontology annotation, biological process: protein deubiquitination; regulation of apoptotic process. Gene Ontology annotation, cellular component: cytosol; nucleus. Lineage: Eukaryota; Metazoa; Chordata; Actinopteri; Syngnathiformes; Syngnathidae.
UUCAGGUACACGAAAUACACAGAUGCAACGUGAAAAGUUGAACUGCUGCACGUAGAAAAUAGAAAAAAAAUCUGGUGAACAUAGCUUUAUCAGUAGCUUUUGUGAUGUAAUUUUGUAAAGCGAAAGGACACUUAACGUUCUCAGUUAUCGGUCGGCGGCACGAACUUGCGACGGAUCUUCACGCAACGGGUCGAACGCGAAUCAAACCGCCGAAGCAGCCAAUCGCUGCACUCGUUGGAGCCCAGCUACCCGGAUGUUUCUGUGGACGGAUCAUCUACGUCAUUGUUCACCGCCGGACGGACGCCCGCUUGGAAAUAAGGAAUGGCUUUACAAUCGCUACAAACGGCCUUUUAACAACAUUCCAGCAAUGAACUAUGACCAUUGUUGACAGAUCCUCCGAAAAUUCUGACCACGAGUCAGUCGGUUGCAAGAGAUCCCCCUUCACCGGUGGAGACGGGAUGGACGGCAGCUGUUCGAGCAGCUGGGCGGUGGGCUCCACCCUGCCCGCCGACUCUCCGCGACUGAAGGGUCCAGGGGGCUGCUUGGGCCCGACGCCUGGUGCCGUCAUCUACAAUAGUACCCCUUCCUCCGUGGACCGACCCAAAGAGCAAGUGUUGUGCAGCGGCGACGGCAUCGACGUGCCGCAGAAGGUCCUCUUCUCUCCCGAGCGCCUCAGCCUCAAGUGGAACCAGGUCCACCGCAUCGGCGCCGGCCUGCAGAACAUGGGCAACACUUGCUUCCUCAACUCCGCUCUCCAAUGUCUCACCUACACCCCCCCGUUCGCCAACUACAUGCUGUCGCGGGAGCACUCGAAAACAUGUCACGAGCCAGGCUUCUGUAUGAUGUGCACCAUGCAAAACCACAUCAUUCAGGUUUUUGCCAACUCUGGGAAUGUUAUUAAGCCAAUUGGGGUGCUGAAUGAGCUCAAAAGGAUUGCAAAGCACUUUCGCUACGGAAGCCAGGAGGAUGCCCAUGAAUUCAUUAGGUACACAGUGGAUGCUAUGCAAAAGUCCUGCUUACCUGGAGCCAAAUUGGACAGGCAAACACAGGCGACCACUUUCAUUCAUCAGGUGUUUGGUGGUUACCUAAGGUCCAGAGUUAAAUGUUUAAACUGCAAAGGAGUCUCCGAUACGUUUGACCCUUUUCUGGAUAUCACUCUAGAAAUCAAAAUGGCGCUCAGUGUCUCAAAAGCCCUGGAGCAAUUUGUCAAGCCAGAGCAGCUGGAUGGCGAGAAUGCCUACAAGUGCUCCAAGUGCAAAAAAAUGGUCACAGCCUCAAAGAGAUUCACCAUCCAUCGUAGUUCCAAUGUGCUCACGCUGUCCCUGAAACGUUUUGCCAACUUCAGCGGAGGAAAAAUCACAAAAGAUGUGAAAUACCCCGAGAACCUGGACCUGCGGCCCUUCAUGUCCCAGUCGCAAGGGGAGGCCCAGCACUACGGGCUGUACGCUGUUCUGGUCCACUCUGGAUUCAGCUGCCAUGCCGGACACUACUUCUGCUAUGUUAAGGCAAGCAAUGGUCAGUGGUUUCAAAUGAAUGAUUCUUCUGUGACUGUCAGUGACAUCAGGUCUGUUCUGAACCAGCAGGCCUACGUCCUUUUCUACAUCAAGUCUAGUGAUGGAAAGAAAGAAGGGGACUAUGGUCACAUGAGCCAUAACUCCGUUGUACCUGGCCAGUCGUCACCCAGACCAGUGGUGAUACCCCGCAUGAACACCACCAGCCACAACAACAACAACGUCUGCUUUAUCGGACCGCAGCUGCCUCCACACAUGGCUAAGCAGAACUCUCUCCACAUAAAUGGAAAUGGAUCUCUGAGGGAUUGUCCCAAGCCCAGCACCAGCAGCAGUGUCGCAGGAAAAUCGAAUCACGGCGCGUCGUCCUCCUCUUCCACGUCACACUCAGCCAGCCAGCCGUCAGUCAUCCCAGAGCACGACAAGCGCCUGAAGCUGUCGUUCUGCAUUGGCCAAGGCAAACAGAAUCGCCCGACCUCGUCCUCGUCCUCUGCCAGCGGCUCCUCGUCCUCCAGCUCUUCAGCCUCAGCAUCCUCCUCCUCCCAGUCUACCUCAGACGCUCGAUUCAUCCCACGUCCGCUUAACCACGUCAACGGCACGGCGCGCAGUAACGGGGAUCACCAGGGCGCCGGGAACGGAUCUUCGUCCUUGGUGCCGUACAGCCAAGAGCUCUCAGAGGAGUCGGACCAGGAGAACGGCGGAUCCCUGGACAACGGCUGUUCAGGCAAGAGUCACGUUAAUGGAGACCCAAAAACAAGGGAUGAAUUUGCCAAGGUUCCCGCGGCAGCCAAUGGGGACUCUGAAGCACACCACAAUGGAAAUGGUUUGAAUGGAAUUUCACACAGCAACCAAAACGGUCACCGUUAUGGACUUCAGAAAAUCAAUGGACAUAAUAGUGCUGAAAAGAUCUCUGCCAGUAACGAUGGAAGUUUGUCAUCAGAGGGGACUUUGACAGUGAACGGACUGGACAUGGACCACCGUAACCCAAGCAAAGAGGCGUCCCACGCUGGUCCUGAUCAGAGGGUCCAGCCUGCUGCCAGUGAAAGCCAGCACAUCUCUCCCGACACAAAGGCUACACGUGUGUCCGAUCCUCCGCGUCAGCGGGUACCCUGCGAGACUGCAGCCGCUUCCGCCAACAAGAUCCAUUCUCCCACAUCGAGCGAGUCCGCAUCCAUCAGCCCUCCAGCCUUACCCACCUUGCCAGACUCCUCCCACAGUACCAACGGCACAUGCGCAGCCCUACCGAAGGUUCCCGCUCGCACAGACGAAAUCAAAGACGUACCGCUGACUAAUGGUUCAUCGGCAGCGGGCUCCGAGGUGCGUGCGGAUGUGAAGGAGCAGCUGCAGCCCGGUCCCGCUUCCAGAGGCCAUGAAAGGCGGUCUUCUCGGGAAAGGGGUAGAGACAGAGUGUACUCGUCCAACUGGAGCAGGGACAGAGACGGUUACUUCAGGGACAGGAGUCAGGAGCGGUACGCGAAUCGCUACAGACGCAACUACAGAGACCAGCACUACCACCAACGCUCGUACAGGGAUAUGGAUUAUUACUACCGGGACUGGGAGGGCGAGCGUCGCUGGGACCGAACCGUUCACCACCCGAGGGAGCGAGAUCGCGACCGCUGCUCGCACCACUACCACUUCUACGACCACCAGCGAUCCAGGGAAGAGCGCGAUUACGAACGCCGCAGCUACGGCCACUCCUACCACCGCCAAUAUCACGCCCGCUGGAGGGGGGAGGACGACGGCCGAGAAUUUCGCGGGAUGAGGGACGAUGGCAGGGAAAGGGACGGCUACCCCUACAAAGACGCUUGGGCGCGGAGCAGGUCGCCGUAUCGGAACCCUCUUCCGCUGUCGGAAGAAGAAAGUCAUCGGAGGAGCGGUUGCUCGGAAGAGCGCCACAGCAAGAGGCAUAAAAAGAGCAAGAAGAAGAAGUCAAAGGAUAAAGAGCGAUGCCAUGACAGUGGGAGCUCCGACUCAGAUCGAGGCUCUGAAGUCAAAAAGAAGAAAAAACGGCGGCACCAGAGUGAGCAGCGCAGUCCGGAUGGCCGCAGCAGCGAGGAACACGAGAGCCGCAAACGGCGCCACCUCAAGGACGGCAAGGACGACUGCUCCGCGGAGAAACGGCGCCGCCUCGAUGACGGCCGGGGUGCCGCCGGCCCCUCGUACGGCGCCUCCCCCACAGCGCGUGCCCACGGGCCAUUUCACGGCCAACUUAAUGGACACACAGGAAACGGUUACAGGCAAGCCAGUGUUGUCUCCCAUUGAUGAUCCAGCGUACUGGGCAGUACCAUGAAGCACUGACAAACCCCCUGCCGAAUUAUACAGCGGAGGAAUGAUUCAACGACAUGGUGCUUCAUUGGGAAAUAAUUGUAUUUUUACCGCACGUCAAGUGUUUUAACCGUUCACUUUUUAAAGCAUCGAUUUAGUUGCAGUAACUCUCC